GUAGCACAUCUGUCUGUUCUGGUUAUUGCUCAUAAUAAAUUUAUUAAAGUUCGCACUUUUUUUUUCUUUCUGUUAUAUUUUAAGCUUUGCAGGUCGCACCUUAUUUUAGUUUGCAUAAAAAAAAAAAUAGAAAAUGUUAUCACAGGAAAUUUUUUUAUUUUGCAGUCAACCUUUUUCGAGAAGAAAUUUUUUUUAAUGUGUGCUUUGACUUACGAAUAAUUAAAGUGGAUAAGGCGUCAAUGACUGCAAAAAUACGUAAAACGUUGACAUUUUGUUCCAUCUUGACUUCUUUAUAGAACACCAGUAAUCCGGCUUUUUUAACAAUAUUUUAAAUUAGCUGAUAUUUUUAGGUUUAGUCGACAUAAAUAAUAUCAAUCUUAAUGCUGCUUUCUCUGACGUCAUCAAGGUCACGUGAUAGCUAGUUAAUGGAAAAGAAAUACAAUGAAGAUCAAUCUCUGCUACAUGAGGAUAAUGAUUUAUCUGAUCACAAUGAAAAAUUUUACACGAUUAAUCAAUGCAUUGAACAGUUGGGUUUCGGUUGGUUUCAAGUUAAACUUACAUUUCUUGUCGGUUUCAGCUGGAUGGCCGAUGCAAUUGCUAUCACAUUGUUAGCUGUUUUGGGACCAUCUGUACAAUGUUAUUGGAAUUUAACAGCUGAAGAGACAGCACUGAUAUCAACAAGCGUAUUUACUGGCAUGUUUUUUGGUUGCUGGUUUUGGGGUUGGAUAUGUGAUUCAUUCGGCAGAAAAAUGGCCAUUUCAUGUAGUAUGGUCUGGAUUGGUGUGUUUGGCACAUUGAGUGCACUUUCACCUAAAUAUGUAUUAUUGCUUACAUCAAUGGCGUUGCAAGGUUUUGGUGUAGGUGGUGUUGGACAGUCCAUCACAAUGUAUUCUGAAUUUCUUCCAUCAAAAUUCAGAGCGGCUGGUGUGGUGUUUAUAAACGUAUUUUACGUACUUGGCAAUGUAUGUUCAGCCAUGAUAGCAUUGCUAACGAUGCAUUCUCUUGGAUGGAGAUGGUUUAUAAUAUGUUCAUGUGUGCCGAUAUUUAUUUUUAUUUUAAUUUCGUGGUGGAUGCCAGAAUCACCAAGGUUUUUAGUAGCUGCUGGAAAAGAAGAAAAGGCAACAAGAGUUUUAGAAAGAAUAGCAAAAGAUAAUAAGAAACGUUUACCUGAAGGACGCUUUAAAAAAAUUCCUUGUUACCUCCGGAAACCACGUGGUAGAGUAAGUCAAUUAUUAGAGAGUGAUCAUAAACGGACAACACUUAUCUUGUGGGUAUUAUGGUUUACUUCUGUAUUCUCAUAUUAUGGUAUCAUACUCUGCACGACCAUUUUGUUGAAUAAAGAAGGUACAAGCUGUGGUGUUGGAAAAUUAGAUGCUACAAAUGUACCAAUGUUGAUAAGUAACGGCACGAUAUACAGACGAAAUAAUUGUCAUGCUAUGACAACAAAUGAUUACUUAGGUUAUUUACUUACUGCACUUGGUGAAAUACCAGGUUUAAUUAUAACUUUCUUGCUGGCCGAGAAAGUUGGAAGAAAAAAUGCGAUGGCUUUUUUAUUCUUCGGAUCAGUCGUAUCCAUAUCAUUUCUUCAUUUAUGUUUAAAAAAAUUACCUCUUGUUUUACUCAUCUUCGUAUUGAGAGCAUUCCUAACUGGGAUAGUUCAAAGUGUUUAUCUCUACACACCAGAGGUAUAUCCAACUAAUAUAAGAGCGGUCGGUCUUGGAACAGCAAGUGCAAUGGCAAGGCUAGGAGCUAUAUUGACACCGUUCGUGUCUCAAGUAAUGUUGGAAAAGUCUCCACACGUAGCAAUUUUUACUUACUCUAUCCUUCUUUUUAUAUGCAUCGGGGGAUCUUUUAUGCUUCCUAAGGAAACGAAGGGUAAAACUUUAGAGGUAAGAAACAUUCAAUUUUUGCCACUCAUUAGGAGUUUCGUAAUAAAAACUUGGUAAUUUUUGAAAUACUUCACGUAUUACGAAAGAAACUUCACAAAAUCAGAGAAGCUUUUUAGGCAUUUUUAUUAAAAAAAAAUUACUCGAUUUGGGAAGAAUUUCACGCAAUCCAACAAAAUAAUUUAAAAGAAGUUUCAACUAAUUCGACACAAGUACUUUGCUCAAUUUGUAGGUCUUUAAUGAAUUUUAAAAAAAAUUCGCAAUGACGAUUUUUAAUUUUGCCUAAAUCCACCCUAAUCCCCACAUAAGUGUCAUAAAAAUUUCUUUGAUAGAAAAAAAAAAUUUUUUUAAUGGAUUAGGUUUUGGAAACUAAUUAUUUUCGCGAACAGCAAGUUUCUCAAUCCUUUCGCGGAAACUAAUAUACGAAAAACCGACAAAAAGUUGCAAAUUUCGCAGAAAUUAUUUCCCACGAAACAAAAUUACCUUAUGGCUCAUUUCUAUUUGGCUGCCCUUUCCGCUAGAGCUAAAAAAGCUCACGAGUUUAAAGCACGCACGCGCUAAUGAGACAACUCGUGAGUUUUCGCUAUCGCGGAAAUUGCAACCAAAUGGAAAUAAGCCCUUAAGUAUGACCAAAUGAUAAGUUAUUUUGGCGCGCCCAAAACAUAUUACUGCGCGUAGUGUAGUAGAUUCACCUGCGCUCUCAGUUCUGGCGACCGCGAAUUGAUUCCCGCUUACUGCCGCGAAGUAUGUUAGCGAUUAAUAAGUAGCUCUACUUCAAUUUGCAUAAUAUACUUCUGAAAUAGCGUGAAUUAUUUCUCAUAUUGCGUGAAAUGACUUACCAGGACGUUUUUUUCCCGUUAUUAUUGGUCUAAAAUCAGCGAGAUCGAUAGAAAGUCAUGUUAAAUU
Hydractinia symbiolongicarpus is the source of this 2792-nucleotide messenger RNA. Its product is annotated as putative transporter svop-1. Gene Ontology annotation, biological process: transmembrane transport. The record is from RefSeq and is a predicted model, not a curated record. The coding region runs from base 426 to 1946 and encodes 506 amino acids. Gene Ontology annotation, cellular component: membrane. Lineage: Eukaryota; Metazoa; Cnidaria; Hydrozoa; Anthoathecata; Hydractiniidae. Gene Ontology annotation, molecular function: transmembrane transporter activity. The transcript is spliced from 15 exons.